Messenger RNA from Hibiscus syriacus, 474 nucleotides. RefSeq lists its product as uncharacterized. The coding region runs from base 1 to 474 and encodes 157 amino acids. Gene Ontology annotation, cellular component: membrane. Gene Ontology annotation, molecular function: lipase activity. The record is from RefSeq and is a predicted model, not a curated record. NCBI's taxonomy places the organism in Eukaryota, Viridiplantae, Streptophyta, Magnoliopsida, Malvales, Malvaceae. The transcript has 4 exons.
AUGACGAUUUGCACCUUCCCUUACGUGGUGUCAGCUUGGACAAAACCCUGCGAAGGCGCAGAAGGUGAUCCUCACCUUGUCAGAAAGAGUGUUAAAUCGGCAACUUCAUAUCCACAUAUUGAAGAAAUGGUGGAGGGAAUUGUGCUGACAUCUCCAGCUUUGCCUGCUGUUGCUCCCUUUUUUUCUCUUCAAAGGUGCAAACAAGAGUGGCAUCCCUGUUUCGAGGGACCCCGCAGCACUACUGACCAAGUACUCGGACCCCUUGGUCUACCCGGUCCGUCCGUGACGGUCCCGUUUUUGGUUCUGCAUGGCACCGCAGACAAAGUCACCGAUCCACUUGCCUCCCAGGAUUUAUACAACGAAGCAGCCUCCAAGUUGAAAGACAUAAGGCGCUACGAUGGCUUCUUGCACGACCUUCUGUUCGAGCCGGAGAGCGAGGCGAUAGGGCAAUCCACCGGAUGGAGAAGAGAUUAG